Molecule: messenger RNA, 2079 nt
Organism: Poecilia reticulata (guppy)
Lineage: Eukaryota; Metazoa; Chordata; Actinopteri; Cyprinodontiformes; Poeciliidae
Gene: zbtb3
Product: zinc finger and BTB domain containing 3
Biological process (GO): regulation of transcription by RNA polymerase II
Molecular function (GO): protein binding; DNA-binding transcription factor activity, RNA polymerase II-specific; RNA polymerase II cis-regulatory region sequence-specific DNA binding
Source: RefSeq, a predicted model, not a curated record
GAGAGUAGGAUACGGUAAAGCAAGACAGCACUUGGAAGAUUCAGCAGCCAGAAAGGAGUUUGGAGACGGAAACAUUCUGUCUUCAUCGUCAUGGAGUUUCCUCAGCAUUCCCAGCAAUUGCUCUCAGCUCUGCGAUCCCAGCGGCAGCGGGGCUUCCUUUGCGAUUGCACCGUACAAGUGGGCUCAUCCCGUUUCCUGGCUCACAGGGCAGUUUUGGCCUCAUGCUCGCCUUUCUUUCACAUGUUUUACUCAGACUCUCCAGCGGGGAGCAGCACCAGCAGCUGUGUCACACUUGACAAUGACAUCGUCACAUCUGCUGCAUUUGGCUUGCUGUUGGACUUUGUCUAUGAAGGUGUGCUGCAACUGGACGAGUCUCCUCCUGUGGAGGACAUCUUGGCUGCCGCAAGCUUUCUGCACAUGAACGAGGUGGUGAGAGUGUGUAAGAGACGGCUGCAGAGGCGCGGGCCCCUGGCUGAGGCCGACAGCACACGCUCUGAAGAGAGCGGCGGGUUGAGGAAGGCACCAGAAGCAGCUGGUGAUCACCCAGCUGAGCCCCUGGUGGCCAUGGUUGCAGACCACUCAAAUCCGGUGACCACAGCAGUGCCUUUGUCCUCAGUAUCUGAAGUGGCAGAUGGGACUCAGUUGGAGUGUGUGAAGUCUGAGCAGAGGACAUGUGGAAGUUCAUCAAAGAUACAAACUCCUCUGAGCCCUGACCUUGCUGAUACCACCCAGCCAGGCAUGGAUGGCCCUCCUUUGCCCCCAGCAGGGGAGCUGGUGCAGAGCCAGACAAACAUAUCUGCCUUUGUCCCUGUAAGUCUCACCAAGAUGAGCCCAGGGGGUCAAGGCGAAGGAUCUGCUCUCUGCAGUCCCUGCAGCACCACAGAGACAUACAGCUACAGUGCGAUCCAGCAGCCUUCCUCCUCUUCCUCCUCUCUGCUUCCUCAGAGCCAGUCUUGUGUUCGGUCUGUGGUCUCUCUCAACGUUUCAGAAUCCCACCUUUCCAUCGGAAGACAUCCAGAACAGCUCAGACCGUGUGCUGACCGUCCUGCUGAGAAUCUCUCUGAGACUGACCGCAGAAACAUUCUUACCAGAGAACAGAGGAUGGUCAAGUCAAUCCAAGCACCCACCCUGACCAAAAACUUCCAGACCAACUCCAGACAGUCGGCUCUUCAACAAGCACCAUUACAAAUCAGAAUCCAGAGCGCAGUAACGCUCCAGCAUCAGAGCUCGGACCUUCAACGUGCUCCUCAAAUGCGAACGCUUCAACGUAUCGAGGACGAAAUCGAAGCGCCGCUUGUGGCUGGAAGACCAUCACGUCCUCCAGGUGGAGCAAGGACAGGAGACAAUGAAGAGAUUUUGAAAAUCAAAGAAGAGGCGAUUAUUAUUUCUGACGAAGAACUAGAGGAGGAGAAAGAAGACAUCGGGGAGAAAGAAUCGGUGAUGGAUGUGGAAGAGGAAUACGAGGAGGAUAUCCAGGAAGAAGAGCUGAAUAGUCCUCAUUUUGUUUCCACACAUUCACAGGGACUCCUACAAAUAAACCCUCAUUCAAAUGACUACUCCUUUCCCCUCUCACCCUCUUCCUCAUCUUCCGGUGCUGGACCCUCCUCCCAGGACACUUCCUCCUUCGCUUCCUCCCUCGUUCCUCCAUCCUCCUCUCAGCAACAUCCGGACCCUCCCGGCUAUUUCCAAGAACUCCAGGACUCCAUGGGCAACUUCGUUGAAGACGUGCCAACAUGUGGGGUCUGUGGGAAGACAUUUUCAUGCACAUAUACUCUAAGACGCCACGCCAUUGUGCACACACGCGAACGGCCUUACGAGUGCCGCUACUGCUACAGGAGCUACACGCAGUCUGGGGAUUUGUACCGACACAUCCGCAAAGCUCACGACCAGACGCUGCCCGCUAAACGCAGCAAGGGAGAUACAGAGGGACCCCUGCUGCCGCAGGCCCCUCCUCACUGCUAACACGCUACACACUUAUUCCCAAAUAUGUGAACUUUAACCUGAUCUAUCCAUCCAUCCAUUUUCUUGACACCCUUGUCCCUUAGUGGGGUCGGGAGGGGUUGCUGGUGCCCAUCUCCA